AGAGUAGCUCGGGGUUUCCUGCAGCACGUCCCAACUACGAGCUUGCCACUCACGCUUCUCCUGCUCGCUGUCACAUAUAAGCUGAAGUUCUGACAGCUUUUCAUCAAAGAUUCUCCAUUAAGCUUUGAUUACUUCUACUCAGAAUGAAGGUCGUCGGACUAGUAAUUUGCCUUAUCGGGGCUAUAUUUGCCAAACCUAUUUCAUUUAAUGGCGUCACAGAGUCAAGUGAAUCAAGUGAAUCAUCUCAAACUGGUGGUUCACAUGUUCCACAAUCCAUUCAACAUUCCACCUACCCUCAGCAGUCUCUGGAUGAUCCACGAUCCCAUCAACCUUCCCCCUACCAGAACCACCAGCAGAGCUCUGAAGAAACACCGCAACAUCAGUCUCAAGCUGGAGGCUCAUAUGAUCAACAGUCUUAUCAGCAGUACUUAUACCAAUACUACCAGCAGGCUCAAAGUGAAGGUUCUUAUGAUCCACAAUCCUAUCAGUAUUUUAUGCAACAGUACCAACAGAGUUUGAAUCCAGCUUCUGUGGGUUCUGACAACCAAGUCGUAAGUCAGUCAGCGCAGCACGCAGCUGACAUCAGCGACACCACCAGCGAGGACGGGGACACAGUCAGCAUCGCUGGCGACGCGGCUGACACUGUUGACAGUGAUGAGAGCAGCAGUAGCGAAAGCAAUGAAGCCAGUGACGAGACUGACAGCAGUGACAGCGCCAGCAAUGAAUCCAAUCAGAGCGUCGACGACUCAAAAAAAGAUAGCACCGAGAGCAGUGAGGCCACCAGUAGUGACAGCAACCAGUCUAAUGAAACCACCAAAAGUGACAAUGAUGGACCAAGUCAACCUGAUAACAAAAGUUAUACAAUCAAGAGCACACUGAAAGUUAUUUACAGCAGUGAGAGCAACGGUGAGGAACCUGGUCAGACCUUAGCGGGUAAUAACGGAACAAGCAGCGAGAGCAGUGAAACCAGCGACAACAUUAGUAGUGAAAGCAGUGAAAGCAACAGCAGCGAGAGUGCCAGUGAUGACAGCAACGAAUCCGCCGAGGAUAGCCCCAACCCCAGUAGUGAAAGCCAUCCGACAGUUAAGGUCAGUGAAGUAAGCUAUGCCAUCAAGACCUCAUUGGUAAGCGAUGUGAUUGACAGUAGUGAGAGCGCCAGUCAAGAAACCAUUCAGACCAGGGAUAUUACAAGUAAUGACAACAACAAAAGUGUGACUAGCGACAUCAGUGAUAGCAGCGAGUCCAAUGAGAGCGCCAGUAAUGGAUCAAGUCAGACCAGUGACAAAAGUUCUACCAUCAAGAGCCCAUUGGUAAGUGAAGUUAUUUACAAACGCGGGGGUAUCAUUGAGGAACUUGGUCAGACCGACAAUAGGCAUAAUGGAACCAGCAGUGAGGCCAGAAACGACACCAGUAGUGAAAGCGGUGAAGCAAGUCAAGAAAGCACUGAGACGGACAGCAGUGAAAGUGCUAGUGAUGAAAGCACUGAGUCCAUUAGUAGCCCUGACAGCAGUGACAGCAGCAGUGAAAGCAGCAGUGAAGAGACCAGCAUGACCAGUAAUAGCACCAGUACUGAUAGCAAUCAAAGUGACGUCAGGGAAACUGGUAAGGCCAGUGACAGCAGCGAGUCAACUGAGAGCACCAGCAAUGGGUCAAGUCUAACCGAUGACAAAAGUUACGCCGUCAAAGCCCCUUUGGUUCGUGAAGUUAUUUACAAAAAUGGAAUCAAUGGUGGGGAAGCUGGUCAGAUCAGCAAGGGCAGUGAUGACAGUACAAGUAAUGAAAGCAAGGAGGCAGAUAAGAGUAACAACGCCAGUAAUAUUCCUAGUAGUGAAACCCGUGAUGCAGUCAAGAUCAGUAAGGUCAACUAUGACGUCAAGGCCUCGCUGGUAAGUGUGAAUGACAGCAGUGAGAGCACCAGUGAAGAAACCACUCAGACCAGUGAUAUAAAAAAUGACAGCAGUGAAUCCAGUGACACUAGCAGUCAUGAAAGCAGUGGGUCCAGUGAAAUCAUCAUUAGUAAGAACAGUAAGGCCAGGGACAUCACCGGGCAUGAAAGCAGUGAAUCCAGUGAGACCACCAGUCCGGAAAGCACCACUAAGGACAAGGAAUCCACUAGUGAUGAAAGCAGUGAGUCCAGUGAUACUACCAGUCAUGAAAGCAGUGAAUCCAGUGGAACCUCAAAGGCCAGCGACAUCACCGGGCAUAAAAGCAGCGAAUCCACAGAGAGCAAAAGUCACGAAAGUAGUGAAUCCAGUGCCACCAGUAGUCAGGAAAGCAGUGAAACCAGCAAGGACAGUGACAGCAGUGAAACUAGUAAGGCCAAAGACAACAGUCAUGAAAGCAAUGAGGUCCACCAAAGCAAAGCCACAGACUGUAAUGAUGGGGACGAAAGCUGCGAGAGUGAGGAGUAUUUCUUCCAGGACAUUGGCGACGAUGCUCACUACUCAGUGGACAAUCUCUUGGUGCCAGAUGAAGACGUCAUGGAGUUACAGCUGCGAAGAAGAUGACCUCACAUAAAGCAAGUCUCCCAAAUCAACUGCAAGACUGUUGAAGAUGCUGUUUGGUGGUGACAGGUGGAACAUAAGCUAUUUUUUCUACUCCUGA
Messenger RNA from Syngnathus acus (greater pipefish), 2604 nucleotides. Its product is annotated as dentin sialophosphoprotein-like. The coding region runs from base 144 to 2507 and encodes 787 amino acids. The transcript is spliced from 9 exons. The record is from RefSeq and is a predicted model, not a curated record. NCBI's taxonomy places the organism in Eukaryota, Metazoa, Chordata, Actinopteri, Syngnathiformes, Syngnathidae.